Messenger RNA from Chlamydomonas reinhardtii, 932 nucleotides. RefSeq lists its product as uncharacterized. Lineage: Eukaryota; Viridiplantae; Chlorophyta; Chlorophyceae; Chlamydomonadales; Chlamydomonadaceae. The transcript has a single exon. The record is from RefSeq and is a predicted model, not a curated record. Bases 292 to 663 code for a protein of 123 amino acids.
CCUAAGCGACGGUCAUAGAAAGGCGCUCGUUUCGCGGACGACAGCUGCGGAUCCAAUACCAUUUUCUCGCCCAGACUGCAAGUCUUGACGUAAUUUGCUUCUAACUUUGUUGUUUAGCGAUACCAGUAAACAAGAAAGACAUAGUUUUUGAUUGAGCCGCGGCUCACACUUGAGCGAAGUUGCUGGAAUGUUAUUGGCUUCGCGGGGUUCUUAAACCUAUAUGUAGCUCGUGACAAAUGGAUUUAAGUGGUCUCAGAUAAACGCUGUUGAGCAACAGCUAUCGCCCUCAACAUGGAGGUCAACGGUGGCUCGCGCAGGCGCAUGCCUCCGGCGGACGCCGGACCGGCCUUUGUGCCAUCGGCGUCGCGCGUGGGGCUACCGAACGCGGCUCAGGGGCUUCCACCGGCGGCCCCACCGGCCCCGCCCGCGAGGGCGACGUCGUCGCCGGGGUUGGUGGCGCAGCCGGGGGGCCCCGCAGGCGCGGCGGGUGGACAGCAGCAGGCGCUUUACUACUCGCGAGCCGGGGCUGCAGCGGCAGGACCAGGACCAGUUGGUCGCACAGGAGCGCCGGCGGCUCAGGGCGCGGGCGCGCAGGUGUCGCCUAUGGCUGCAGCGGCAGGGCCGGCGCCCGCGCCAUACAUCAACGUCGCCAGUCCGGAGUGAGUGCGCUGGCCUGGCAGGAAUCCAGCUGCUGCCUCGUUACCAGCCUACCCUCUGGUAUCACUAGCAGGGGAAAUGGUUCAGCCUUGAUAUCUUGCGGGAGCCGCGGCCUGCGCCGAGGGAGCCCACGUUGGAGGCCAAAUGAGUGCCGUACCCACUGUGGGCAACUGUGUGGUGCACAAAGCAGGAGCCGACAAUGGGUUGAUGACUGGAGGAGGGGUUGGACACGUUGCAUGACGGGACAGCGUGCAGCCCACCAAGUCACGUACCCG